UGUCACUCAGCAUCGGUGUUGAGGUAAGAGGGUUCUGUCCCUGGGUGCCGAAUGCAGCCAAGGCUGGAAGCGGAGGCGAACUUUGAUGCGUUAUUAUCACAGCAGCUACAGUCCUGUAAUUUUUUGGUUUUGAUGUUUAAGAAGGCCAUGAUAGAGAAAAGCAGUGAAAUCUGUCCGGGUUCUGUUGUUUCCUUGGCUCUCUACGUGGUCCCGCGGCUGUUUGGAUAAAGAUAUUACCGUAGCCUGACUUGCUGACCGUAUAUUGAAGCCCUUGAUGUUUUCUCUGGGUAACUCUUUGCUUACUCACGUUUAAGGGCAUUAAAACGUGUCGCUGCUCCUUGUGUUGUCCUGGAGAGCGGGAAGAAUUCACUAUUACUCCGUGAAUAGUAAGCUGUAGUUCAGAUGGCCUCGACCAGGUCGCUUCGAGUCUUUGUGCCUGAGGUGAAGUUUGGCCACUGCCGCCUCCUCACUCCCCAGCUUGUGACGGGGUAUUUGGUGUGGGCCGGAGGAGAGGUGGCCCAGCACGAGCCUCAGCACGGUCAGGGAAACGGUCACAGGUGUUUUUUUUUCAGAAGAAACCUUUCCCCUGGUGUUAAAACUAAGAAAUUCUGGGAGUACUCCUUAGGGACGUCUUAAUUUGGGGCCAAAAUAAACUCUCAAGCUCUUAUUUAACUAGUCCUCCUUCCUGGGGUUACUUUCCUGAAGGCCAGCGUAAGAGAAGAGCUUUGCCUGCCUGCUCUGUGCUAUAUUUAAUAGCUGACGGAGUGGAGGGUAAGGGUUUAAUUACAGCAAUGUUGUGAUGUGGCUGCUGCCGUUCGACGCUGCGGGGCACUGUUGCCCGUGUGCUGUGCGCCUUGUGGAGGCCCUGACACCCACCGCGGGUGCAGGAUGUUAAAGCUCGGGGGUUCGCCUCGCCGCCGUGUCGCUUCGAGGAGGGCACCGUGCUGGCAGAGCCGAGCCGUAUUUGCAAAGCGCCCGCUGUCCCUGCCCUGGGGGAGCUGCUUUUUGUCCUGAUGAAGACCCCGCGGCGGCGAUGUGCGCAGAGCUUUGUACUUUACCAUGGCGUGGUGUCUCUUGGCUUUUUUUUGUUGUGGAGAUGGAAGAAGGCAUUGAGGCGCUGUGGGUCUGAGGUUGUGUCUGGCCGCAGUCACCUCUCACACUCUUCAGCGAGGAGCGGGAGCUUCCAGCUCCGGGCCAGCAUCUGUCCUGUGACCCAAAGCGUUGACAACAGCGAGUACAUGAGGAACGGAGACUUCUUACCCACUCGCCUGCAAGCCCAGCAAGAUGCUGUCAACAUCGUGUGCCACUCAAAAACCCGCAGUAACCCCGAGAACAACGUGGGGCUCAUCACCUUAGCCAAUAACUGUGAAGUGUUGACCACGCUCACUCCAGACACGGGCCGGAUCCUUUCAAAGCUACACACGGUGCAACCCAAAGGGAAAAUUACCUUUUGCACAGGGAUCAGAGUUGCUCACCUGGCUUUAAAACAUCGCCAAGGCAAGAACCACAAGAUGCGAAUCAUCGCCUUCGUUGGGAGCCCUGUAGAAGAUAACGAGAAAGACCUGGUGAAACUGGCAAAGCGUCUUAAGAAAGAGAAAGUCAACGUUGACAUCAUCAAUUUUGGAGAAGAGGAAGCCAACACGGACAAGCUGACUGCCUUCAUUAACACCUUAAACGGCAAGGAUGGCACCGGCUCCCACCUGGUGACGGUGCCGCCGGGGCCGAGCCUGGCCGAUGCCCUCAUCAGCUCCCCCAUCCUGGCUGGGGAGGGAGGUGCCAUGCUGGGCCUCGGCGCCAGCGACUUCGAGUUCGGCGUGGACCCGAGCGCGGACCCGGAGCUGGCUCUGGCUCUGCGUGUCUCCAUGGAGGAGCAGAGGCAGCGACAAGAGGAAGAGGCCAGGAGGGCUGCGGCCGCCUCUGCGGCUGAGGCUGGGAUCGCAGCCACUGGCGGGGACGAUUCGGACGAUGCUCUGCUGAAGAUGACGAUAACUCAGCAGGAGUUUGGCCGGGCCGGGCUGCCCGACCUCAGCAGCAUGACGGAGGAGGAGCAGAUCGCCUACGCCAUGCAGAUGUCCCUGCAGGGAGCGGAGUUUGCCCAGGCGGAGGCAGCAGAAGUGGACAGCAGCACAGCCAUGGAUACCUCCGAGCCCGCUAAGGAGGAAGACGACUACGACGUGAUGCAGGACCCCGAGUUCCUGCAGAGCGUGCUGGAGAACCUGCCGGGCGUGGACCCCAACAACGAGGCCAUCCGCAACGCCAUGGGCUCCCUGGCCUCCCAGGCCUCCAAGGAGAGCAAGGACAAAAAGGAGGAGGAGAAGAAAUGAGGGUGCCGGGCUGGGGCGCGCUGCCGCUGGCCCCGGGGGUGAGUCGGCCGCCUGCCCGCCGGGCCGGUGCCGGUGCCGGUGCCGGUGCGGAGCAGCGCCCGGCGGGGCAGGGGGUGGGUGGGUUCUGCUGUAACCGGGCAAUAAAGGCUUUCC
Messenger RNA from Gymnogyps californianus (California condor), 2477 nucleotides. It is a transcript of the gene PSMD4, whose product is annotated as proteasome 26S subunit ubiquitin receptor, non-ATPase 4. Gene Ontology annotation, cellular component: nucleus; proteasome regulatory particle, base subcomplex; cytosol. The record is from RefSeq and is a predicted model, not a curated record. Lineage: Eukaryota; Metazoa; Chordata; Aves; Accipitriformes; Cathartidae. Gene Ontology annotation, molecular function: polyubiquitin modification-dependent protein binding. The coding region runs from base 1014 to 2324 and encodes 436 amino acids. The transcript is spliced from 10 exons. Gene Ontology annotation, biological process: proteasome-mediated ubiquitin-dependent protein catabolic process.